UGACGGAACAGCGUCACCCCCGGUCACAUGACUGUGAUGUCAGCGCAGGUCCUCUAGGCCCCUGGAAUUCAGCAUACACUGUCCGGCUAGGCGGAGCGGGAGCCCACCGAGUGCGGGGAGACAGCGGCUUCCGUUUUCAGAUUCUUGCAGCAUCUGACCAUCAUCUGCCUUUCACUAACAGUCCCUAGGGAGUCCCACACAGUCCUCCAACCUUUGGAGUGCUCCUUGUAAGUUUUUUUCAAGGAAAUGGCCGGAAGAGGAGCAGCAAGGCCGAAUGGUCAGUCACAGGGCAGUAAAAUCUGCCAGUUCAAGUUGGUGUUGCUGGGUGAAUCUGCAGUGGGCAAAUCCAGUCUGGUGUUGCGUUUUGUCAAGGGACAGUUUCAUGAAUUUCAGGAGAGCACAAUCGGAGCUGCAUUUCUCACACAGUCGGUUUGCCUGGAUGACACAACAGUAAAAUUUGAGAUCUGGGACACAGCGGGACAAGAGCGAUAUCACAGUCUGGCUCCUAUGUACUAUAGGGGCGCACAAGCUGCCAUUGUGGUCUAUGACAUCACCAACCAGGAGACGUUUGCCAGAGCAAAGACAUGGGUUAAAGAGCUGCAGAGACAAGCCAGCCCAAACAUUGUGAUUGCGCUCUCGGGCAACAAGGCAGACCUUACUAAUAAGCGCAUGGUUGAAUAUGAAGAAGCCCAGGCGUAUGCGGAUGACAACAGCCUGUUAUUUAUGGAAACCUCCGCCAAAACGGCCAUGAAUGUCAAUGACCUGUUUCUUGCAAUAGCUAAGAAACUGCCAAAAAAUGAGCCUCAGAACACAAGCGGGGCUGCCGGCCGGAGCCGAGGUGUGGAUCUACAUGAGCAGACACAGCAGAACAAGAGCCAGUGCUGCAGCAAUUAACGGAGGAGACAAGAGAGCAAUGGGGAACCAAGAUAAGAUUAUAACCUCUCUUCUUGCACCUGCCCUGCUACCCUCCAGAACUACAACUAAACAACUUUCCAGCACCUCACUCUUCUGCCAGGACUUUCCCUUUUGCACUUCCUUCCUUUCCCUUCACCAACGGAUAACAGCACACCCAUGGAAACAAAGCAGCCGGCUUGAACCUGUCCCUUCCACCUCCCACACCUCUGCAGCCCUCAGAGACCUCCCUGCUAUAACUGCACUAUUGUGGGUUUUAAUUUUUUAUUUUUUUUAACGCUUCCGACAAAUACACACAGACUACUCUUGGUGACACAGCAGUUGAAAGCAUCUGGAGAUCUCGCCUUCAGAACAGAGUAAAGAAGAAAAAACAAAAUAAGAAACUGAUACUACUUUGUAUAAUAGAUGCAUAUAGUGACUUUAAUAUUGAUUUUUGUUUUGAUUUUCAUGUAAGUUUCUUUGCUUCCAUCUACCACCUUCUCAAGUUUCUUUCUGUUUUGCAGCUUAUUACAUCAUUCAGUAGAACUUCCAGGAGCCUCAUACUUCCACUUGUAAACAAUUGAUUUCUUGCCCGCAUCUUCUGUCAAAUACGUAAUUUGUGUGCCUAAACGUUUGACAGCUGUAUGUGGUAAAUGAUCUGUUCAUGGUGAGCUUUUAUUUGCUUUAGCUUGAAAAGUUAAAUGAUUGUAGAUACACAGAGGCAGAGUUGGUGUGGAACAGGGAAUGUGAGACAAGCUUGUGAUUUAUUGUAAGCAAUGGAAUGGGUGAGUACAUCUUCCGACAGUGAUGUUUAUGUUCUGUAUCUUUUUAUCUCUGUCAGAUUUUAUAGGCAGCAGGUUGGACCUUUUUAUUGAAGUAAUAACAUUUAUUCAUUUUCUAUUGUGAAUGGAAAAACACACAUUUGUGUCUGGAAUAUAAAGCACAUACAAUGGUUUACAAGAACCUGAAGAGGGAAAUCGUUCUGUGUUUUGCAAUACUUAAUAUGCCUUUAGCAGUUUAGGAGUUCAGAUUGGAUUUUAGCAUUUCUAGAAGCACUACAUCUCGGCUCUCUAGAAGCUACAUCUCUGUAAAGCCUUCUGUGUACAAUAUGCGUUUGCUGCUUUGUGUAUGAAUGUACAAUGCCAUCAAAAUGGAUAUCGGGGACUCCGAGGGGUUGCUUAUUGUUUUCAAGUACCCCAGUCUGUCAUAUCUAAAAAAUGCUGGCAACCUCUUUGGGGUUCUAACAAUGGAAAACAAAUUCUCGGAGUCUUGGGAAAAUUGUCAAAUGGUGCAUAAAAAAGGUUGAGCACCAGAGUUGACACUGUUGGGUCAAUAUGGAGACACAACUGUAACUAGUUGCCUGCAAUACCUGGCAAAGGCACUGUUAAGGAGGGCUAAACUCACAUUUUGUAUUUAGCAGUCAUCUCUACAAGUAAUGUAAACACGGUAUAGAUGUUAAUGUUCUCAUUUUUUUUAACUGAUUCUAGUUACUGAUUUUCUUUGCUUAUUGUUUAAAAAAAAAAAAAUCUUGCAAACCUGUGUGUUAAGUAUUGCUUACAGCAAUAUCUGCUUUGGGCAGCAUGCACUUUAUUUCGAAAGUCAUUGAAAGAUAGUUGGGAUGUUCAUAUAUAUUCAGAUUGUCUGCUUCAUUUUACUUUAAAAAACGAUUUUCAAAGCCCGCUUUCCUAUCCGUAGCAAAUGAACAACCGCACACCAUUUACUAGUGUUUAUCAGCAUUCCUGUGGGUUAGGAUUGUCUUUCCUUAACCCAUCACAACACAUAUUUAUUGUAAGAACAUCUAAGUGAGAAACGCUGGGCCACACUCUACCGGGUCCAAGGCACGAGGUUCUCUUUAGUCUUACAUCAGGUGACAUGGCAGGUAUGUGCCUUUCUGUGUGUUGAAAGUGUCUUACUGAUGUCGGUGGCUUUAUGGAUUGCCAUGAAAUGUGCCUUCCUUCCAUAGCUAGGCUGGGAUGUUUGUGUGUGGGACAGUUUUAAAUACAUCUUGUAUAUUAUAAGCAGGACACGACAGAAAAAAAAAUAUCUGGUUAGCUAGUUUUAGCUAGUGUCCAAGAGCACUUAUUACCAAGAUCUAACGGUCACCCAAAUGGCAAAGCUAUGGGUGAAUUUUAGCAGUGAUUAAAAUUUUUAAUUUAUUAAAGUGAAAGAGCUUUGUGGUUCCUAGCUGCCAUUUUUAAAGUUGCAUUUCAUUUUUCCAUUGCAGUGCAGGUUGGAAAACGAGAGUGUGCAACACAGACAGUUAUUCAUUCAAACACUUUGAUAAACUCAUCAUGUAUUUUAGUAGUCUGAAAUCACUGAAAUGCAAAAUUAAAACCACUCUAUUAUAUAAGCCUGCUUAUAUCAUCUUUUUUUUUCUGAACAAAGAAAAUCGUUCUUACAUGUUUUAUGGUAUCUUGGAAGACUUGCUACUCCUAAAUAUUGCUGCAGUGUUAAAAAUGAUGAAUGUCUGGGUUCACACUACAUUAUGGAUGAGAAUAGGAUUGUUCAUUUUCCUUUUAACUUUUAUGUGGUAUACUUUGUAUUUGGCAACAUACUUUUGACACUAUUAUGUGUAAUCAUUUUUUAUUUCUAGUUAGUUAUCCAGGAACUUGGCUCAUGCUUUUGAUUAUUGACAUAUCUAAAUGAUCCAGGUUCUUUGGCUGAUUGUAUUUAGUUAGCGACUUAUCUAGGUUUAAUCAGCCAACAAACCUGUGCCUGUUAUUUGUGUCAAUAUUUAAUGGUUGAUAUCUGUGUACUAUAAAAUCUUGCUCUAAUAGCCAUUUUAUUAACAUGCACUUACCAUCUGCUGAGGGGGCCACAUUUGACAGUUAUGGGCUGGGUGAUUCCUAUCCUUUUUUCUGGUUAUUAAAUGGAACGUCCGUUGGCCAAAACAUGUUGACCAUCAUUCAACCUUGGGUUCAUUUGCAUCAGAAGGUGAGGUAGGUUUUUUAACACAACUGAUUGGUGUUCUCCCUGACACCAUCAAGUCAGGCUCGGUCUGCUCUCCAUCAAUGCCAUAUCAGACAACUGUCACAACAUGUCUAUGAAUACUCAAAAGAAAAUAAAGUUGCAAAUUAGAGCAUCAUUUGUGAUCGGGCUGUGUAGAGGUCAACAGCUAAAUGCUAACUGCUAACAAUGGCUUCUGAGGACUCACACCCAGAAUUUUCUUUUUAAUAUUGUAAAAUCUGUGCACAAUUACAUGUAGAGAAAAAGGAUGAAGCUCUCGUGGUACAUGGGCCACAUCUUUCUUGACCCAAGGUUGGGAGAACAUUGUCAUUGUUCUUAAGAGCAUGCAUUUUGUGUAGGGACUGGAACAUUAAGUUGGUCAUACACUGGUAGAAUCUCAUCCGAAAAUUAAAAUUUUUGGAACAUUUGUUUAAUUUUUAUUUUUUUAAUGGUUAGUGAGGUCAAAUCAAUGUUAAUUUAACUGUAACAACAAGAGAAUUUGACGUAGCUGGAUGGAAAUAUUUUUUUUUCUAACAAAAUUCUAACCAUGAAUGUGGUUUUCAUGAAGGAAAAAAUCGUACAUAUUUGAACGAAACCUGUUUAAUACAUCUGGGAUUAAAAAAAAUAAAAGCAGGUCUGGAUAUUUUAAGGAUUUUCAAAUUAAUUUAGUUUACCUGAUGUCAAGAAAGAAUGUUCUAACGAUUUUUCUACGAAAACCCAAACGAAAAUCCAACAGUGUAUGGCCAGCUUCUUUAUGUUCUUGGUGAUCUGUUUUCACUCUUGCAGCUUUAUCCAGCAAAUCAAUUUAUAAUAAUGAUCAGUCGGUGCCUGUUUAUUUUUCUGUUUCAUCACAGUGGCACUGGGUGAUUUCAGUUAGCAGGCACAAUGUAAGCACUCCAAUGUUUCUAUAUAGUGCACUGUUGAGAAGGGUAGUUCCAUAGAGAAACUGCUGUAAAGGAAUGUCAUAAAACAAAACAGUUUUCCUACGCCGUGUACUUCUGCUGCCAGAAGAUGUAAGUUGGCUGCUGAGCAUUUACUUUGUUUUAAAAAAAAAAAAAAAAACAUGAUUGUUGACUUUAAACAGAACUGUAUUUUUUACUUUGAUGUAAAAUUGUAUUGGUAGCCAUGGUUUUAAAGUGCCUGGCAUUGCAGCUGGGCCCAGCCUCAGCAUAGUCGUCUUUGGAGUAGCAUUUUACUGCUGUAGUCAUGGUGUUGGUGCUCAGGGACACCAGAAGAAAUAUGUUUGUACUGUUUGGGUAAUGAAGCACGCUGUAUUGCCACAUACAACUACCACUGUCCACAGGAAGGCCAUAGUGCAACCCACUGCCUUCACCCUUCUUCUCUGAUUACAUAUGAAUAGAACCUGGCAAGUUGGUGCAUUGCAACUCUGACAGUUUACCCUCUAUUUUAAAAUGCAUUUUCUUUUUGUCUUAUUUGCAUUAAAAUUCUAACUUUAGGUUAUAAUCAUAAUGGACUUUUACCCCAAUCUGCCAAUGUAUUUAAUGUAAGUAAAAACAGAAACUGUGUGUGUGUAUAAUAAAUGAACUUAGCUUCUUAA
This is a messenger RNA of Rana temporaria (common frog), 5395 nucleotides long. RefSeq names its product RAB5B, member RAS oncogene family (gene RAB5B). Bases 247 to 894 code for a protein of 215 amino acids. Gene Ontology annotation, molecular function: GTP binding; GTPase activity. The transcript has 6 exons. The record is from RefSeq and is a predicted model, not a curated record. NCBI's taxonomy places the organism in Eukaryota, Metazoa, Chordata, Amphibia, Anura, Ranidae.